AUGAAUAGUAAUAAUAACAAUAGUAAUAACAAUAGCCCAAUAAAUAAUAAUAUUUAUCAAAGGAUUGAAAAUUAUUUAAAUAAAUUUUUUCAAACAAUAACAGAUAAUCAAUCACAAUCAAUAGAUACAACUAAUAAUAAUUUAAUUAUAAAUAAUAAUAACAAUAGUUUUAAAUUCGAAAAUGACUUAUUACUAAUAAACGAAUUAUCAGUAAUUUUACUUAAGGAGCUAGUACUAGAUGAAGAAAUUGGUUUGGUUGCAUCUCUUUUAUUUACUGGUGAUCACAGUUUACUAAAGUAUUUAGAAAAAACAUCGACACUAAAUACUAAAGAAAUUGUAAAAAUUAAAGUUGCCAUAUUAAAUUUAAUAACUGAGUUUAUAGAAAUACUGGGAGGAAGAACCGAUGAUUAUGCUAUUGCCAUUAAGAAUACCUGUAUAUCAAUAUUUAGAAAAGAUCAAUCAAAUUCUGUUCAAGCCGCUGCUUUUGGCCCAAUUAAAAAAAUUUUACACUUAAUGUCAAAAAUACUCAAAGAGGGUUCAAUUGUCGCCGAGUCGUUUGGGGUACUGGAUAUGAGUCAAUUGUUUUUAUUACAAUUUACAUGUGGUAAAUUAACACAAACCGUUAGAGGUGAGAUUAUAGUGGUUCUUGGUUUAUUCACUGAAUAUUUUUCAAAUCAUAUGUUUGAUUUAAAUCAGCAGCUCUCUUCUAUAUUCAUGGAAACAUUGGGUGGCCAGUUAAAGUCUAAAUCACCUGAAUCAACAUUAAUUCAAAGUUGCUUAAAGGGUAUUAACUCGUUGUUGGUUCAUUUUAGUGGUGAUUUUGUUAGUAAUCCAAAAAAUAUUCAAUUGCUUUAUCAGUAUAUAUACAUUUGUAUGGACCCACAAUCAUCAACUCAAAGAUUUGAAAUUCCUCGUGCUGCAAUGAAGAUCGUUGCUAGACACUCUCCAUUAUUGGCCCAAUAUUUAGCCGAACACUCUGAAAAGUUUUAUCAACGUAUUGAACACUGGUGUAAUCAUGGAAAUAAGCUUAAUAGAGAUAUAGCUUUUGCUGCAGUAGACUCUUUCUUUCAACAAAUAUCAAAAGAGUUAACAAGUGGUAAUAGAAACUUUGAAGCUGAUCAACAAACUUUUAAAUUUUUUAUUCGUAAAUUUUAUUCAAUCUUUGAAAAUAAUGACAGUUCAAGAUUCGAGUUAUCAAUUGCAAUUAGAGGCUGUGGUAGAUUUGCUUCACCUGUUAAAUCGUUUAUGGGAGAAUGGGAGUUAAAGUCAUUGUUAAGUUCAUUGUUUAAAUUUUCCGAAAAGUUAAUGGUUGUCAAAAUUGAAAAUAUUGACGAAAUAACAUUACAUUUAUCAAGUUUUAUAAAUGCUUUUGCAUCAAUAUUAUACGAAUUAAGUGAGUUAGAGUUUUGGUACUUGGAUCACAUUGAACAAAUUUUAGAAACUUAUUUCAUAAUAUUCCCACAUUUAUUUGUAAAGUCAAGAGAUAGAUACUUUAAAGCCGUAAAUAGAUUAAUAAGUUCAUUGUUUUAUCAUGGGGAAUAUUUAAAGAUCAUUCUAUCAAGAUUUGUAAAGAAGGGAUUAUUAAUUACAUUUUCGAAACCAAAUCCAUCAAUCAAAGCUUUAAUUACCACUUCACAUACUCCAUUCUAUGAAGUUUACAAAGAUCUUUGGUAUCCAUUGUUAAAUCCAACUACUGAAUCAAUUGAUAAAGAUUUGGCAUCAUCAUCUAAAUUUAAUCAACAACAAAAUAAUAGUAAUAAUAGUUCUGCUAUCAAUAACGACAAACACAAUAUAAUUACAGUUGUCACUAAAGAGGAAAUUGCACAAUCAAUAACAAAAUUAGUUUAUAAUGAAAUAAUAUCAAGUAUUUUAGUUGUUAUUGGUAAAUUAGAUUUACAAUAUUCCUCAAAAGAUACUAGUGCCAGUGAUAGUGACCAAAAAUCAAAAGAUGAAGAAGAGGAAAAAGAUAUAUCAAUUAUCGAAUAUGAAUCAGAAGUUAAUCAACUAAAGCCAAACACAUCAAAGGACAUUGAUUUAUUUUUAGGUUUGGUAGAAUUCUUUAAACUAUUUAUUUCAAAAAAUCACACAGAAUUAUUUGUACAAUGGAUUUAUAUAUUUGGUAAAGAGAUGAUUAACUAUAGUAAAAAGUAUCCAUUAAUCAGUGGUUUUUAUAAACUAAUUCAAAUUGUAAUGAAAAUUUGCAAAUCUCAAAAGUACUUCAAUACUAUCAACCAUGAAAUUAUACAUCAGUUUAUAUUAUCAAAUAAAGAGAAUAAAGAGUUAGAAAAUGAUUUAAUGGAAAUAGAAAAUAAUAAUAGUAAUAAUAAUAAUCCAGAAGAAGAUAAAAAGAAUUGCUUUAUUUUAUUCAAAAAAUAUAUUAAAGAAGUUAGUAAUUUUAUUAGCCACUAUAAAGAUGAGUUACUAAGUUCAUGCAUAGAGUUGUUGUUAUCAUUACCCAAGGAAUUAAUUAGUAUUCCAUUGUUAGUCCCUAUAGCAAAUUUAGCAUUUCAGUACGGCAAAAGUUAUUUACCUUUGGCCCAUAUUGCAUUAAAUGCCAUAGAGUAUUGGAUUACAGUUGUACCAAAGGAAGUUCAUAGCCAUUUAGAUAAAUUAUUACCAAGUUUAAAUGACUAUUUAAAGAUUUCAACUAAUGGACUAGAUAGUGUAAAUUCAUCAAAUACUCAACAAAUAGAUUUACAUUUAAUGAAGGAAACUUGGAGCCGUCAUCGUAAAAUGAAGUAUAAGAGCUACUCUAACAUUGACCCAAAGCAAUUACAAUUUAAAACAUCAAUUGAAGAUCUUCAAAAUAGAAUUAUUAGAUUAUUGGGUAAAUUGGGCGGUGAUAAUAUUCAUUUCUUGGGUGAGGUAAGUUUAUUAGCACCGGGAACUGAAUCUGGUGUUGCUUGGGACACUGAGCAAAAGGUAUUAAUCAAGAUUCCAUUUACCGAUCAAACUGCCUCUGCUAUUGAAAUUCAUUUAGAUACAAUUUUACCAAGUGUCGUUAGUUUAGCAGAAAAUUCACCAAAUCGUCAAAUUAAGGUUGCUGCUUGUGAACUCUUACAUUCAGUAUUGCUCUAUAUGAUUGGUACUUCAGCAAACCAAUCUAUAUCGUUUUCACGUCUCUACAGAAAGAUUUUCCCAUCAUUACUUUGUUUAUCAACGGAUGUAGAGCAAGUAACUAAACAGCUUUUCCAACCACUUGUAUUUCAAAUUAUUCAUUGGUUCACUCGUAAUAAGAAGCAAGAAAAUGAUGAUACUAUGAACCUUUUAAACUCAAUUGUAGAUGCUGUAGGUAAUCCAUAUGACGGAGCUCGAAGAGAUUUUGCAGGAAAAUGCUUAUGCGAAUUUGCCAAAUGGUCACUUAAAAAUACAUCCGUUGUGCAACAAGAAAAGAAUGCAUUCAAUUUUAAAUCGAUUCUUAAAAGAGUUUAUUCUUUAGCCCACCAUCCAGAUCCAUUCAAACGUUUAGGAGCUGCCAUUUCAUUUAAUGAGCUUUAUAGAGUUUUCCGUGAAGAGGAUUCAUUGGUAGAUCAAUUUAUCUUUGAAAUUCUACACAAUAUCUUUUUCAGUUUAAGAAUUGGUGAUGAUAAUUCAUCAGAUGAUUCAAUUGUCGAAAUUUCAUCAAAGUACUCCACUGUUUUGGUAGCAUUGACUAAAGUUAUUGUAAGAAAAGCUACAAUGUUAAAUAAAACCCAGCAAUCUAGAAGAGAGCACAAAGAUCUUUCUCACUUUGUCCAAUGGUUAUUCCAAGUAGGUUGUUCAAGAGCCGAGUCAGUGGUCCGUUAUGAAUCAAUGUUAAUGUUUAGCCAAUUGGUUGUUUUAUUACCAUCAAAAAAAACACCAUUACAAUGGGUCAAGGAUCAUGUUAACACAAAUGGACUAUCGUUUAUUAUAUCUGUAGCAGAGCCACGAACAUCCAUCCACAAAGUAGCCCCAAAAAUUCAAGUUGGUAAUCACAAAGAAAUAGAAUUUUGGUUCAAAUCAUUAACCACAUCAUUAAAUAUAUAUCUUUGGUUCUUUAGUGAAGGUUUUAUUGAACCAUCGGCAUUGGUUAAUACCGGUGGUAAUGGAUCAACACUUUUAUCAACAAUAUUUAAUGUUUUUGUUAAGCAUUAUGCCUUGGUUAAUGAUAAUAAGUCAUAUGAACAAAUGCUAUCAUCUAUGACCCCAAAAGAAAUUGAUCUAUUUAAUCGUAUGAAGUGCCAAGUUAUAACAAAUCUCUUUGGUUUAGUAAUUUUGUUAUUAGAAAAGUACAAUUUCCAAGAGGUCAUUGAAAUUAGUGGUCAACCAUUCAUCCAAUUACUUACAAAAUCAUUAAUGGAUCCACAAUCUAUUGGAUUUACAAAUUAUAUUGAUGAAAAGGUAUUAGAACUUCAAAGUUCAGCAAGAGAAGAGAUUCGUAACCUUAUGUCAAGAUCAUUCAAAUUCCCACCACUUAUUGAAAUCAUAGAUCACAUAUUUUCACUAUUUAUAGCAGUUAGACCCAAAUAUCAAGAUUUCUUCAAGUUAUCACUUUAUGAAAUAAUACUCGAUAAGAAAUCAUUCAAUUUAUUAAAUAUUAAUGAAUUAAUUAAUUUAGAAGGUACUGAUAAAUUAAUACAGCUAAUUCACUCCUAUCAAAUUUUAUAUAAAUUUAAAUUUUUAGAUUCAAUUUUAUUAGAAAAUAAUAAAACAAUCAUUAAUAAUAGUAGUAGUAAUAAUAACAACACAUUACCAGAAUCAUCCACAGAAUUCUCAACUUUCAUUAUAAAUUAUUUAUUUAAUCAUUGCGAAAACUUAUCACCUUCAAAAUUACUAAUUUCAAAAGAAUUAAUUCAAUUAGUUUUUACAAUUGGUAUUGAACCCCAAAAACUAUUAUCUAUGAUCAUCAAUGAAAGCAAUACAAAAAAAAGUAAAGAUGUAGAUGCAAAUAAUCAAGGUGACGGUGAAGAUAGCAUUCAUGUUAAAGAUAUCAACGAUAUCUUUUAUAAGUCAUUAUUCACAGAAAUUAAUACAUACAUUUCAAGUAAUUUUGAAUUAUUUUUACCACUAUUAGCAAACAGAAUCAUUCACACAAACCACAUUCAUAAAGUUCUAAAUGAUGUUUGUAUACUUAAACAGCAACCAAAUGAAAAGUCAAAUAUGUCCAAAGAUAUACAAUCAAUAGUUAAUUUCUUUAAAGAAAUUUCAGAAUGGACAUUAAAUCCAAAUUUAAAGAUUGUUGAAAAAGAAAAUAUUGUCGAAAUUAUAAAGAAUUUAAUUAAAAUCAAUCCCCUACAAUUCUUUGAAAAUAAACAGUGCUAUGAUUUCGUAUAUAAUAUAAUUACAAAUUAUUUGAACCGUUCAAAUCCAUUACCUUUCAAGAAUAAAGUUUUGGUUUUGUUACCAUAUUUACUUUCCUUCCCAAAACACCAUAAUUUUUCAUUAAUUAAAGAAAAAUUAAAUGAAAUUAUUGUAUACGAUUUUCCAUUGCACUCAAAAGAUCUGACAGUUAAAUCUCCAAUUUAUAAUGAAUAUGUUACAUGCAUUGAAAGGUUAUUAGAAACUUUAGAAAUUACAAAGAAUCCAAUUAUCAUCGAUAUUCUCUUACAUGUUUUAAAAGAAACUGAUCAUAGCCAUGUUCAUUAUAUUAAUUUAUCAAUUGAAAGAACAAUUUUAACAACUAAUGAUAGUGAAGCAAAAGAAAUAUUUUCACAUUGUUUCGAAUUGUUUUUAAAUCAUAAUGACGAAUUAAAAAUUACAUUAAUUGAUAAAUUUUGUGUACCUUUAAUAAGCCAUAUGAAAGAAGAAAUAUUGGUACAAAUAUUUAGCCAUCACCUAAAUUCAUUAAUGUCAAUUAUUCAGCCAUUACAACCAAAAUAUCUUUCAGAUUCACAAGAAAGAAAGUCAUCUAUUAUCGAAAAAAUUUGUUGUUUCCAUUUAAUUGAAGCAUUAUAUCAAUCAUUAUCAACCAAUAUUAUCAAGGAAAAGAUUAAUCCAUACUUUUAUGAUAAGCCAGAUAGUAAAGGUACCGAACUAACAGCUGCCAUCAUGAAAGCUGCUCACUCUGCCAAAUCAGAAAAAUUAACUAGUGAUGAUCGUUAUGUAACUCGUUCUCUUUGUACAAUGUACCAUGGUGCUGCUUUUAGUGCUUUGGCAAGUGUAAUUAUUGCAACCCAAACCAAAGAAAACUUCCUCCAUGUAUUCUUUUUUAAAGAGAACAAAGAUAAGAACGAAUAUCUUUGGGAAAAUAUUGUAGAUUGUGAUCAACAAUAUAAUUUCGAAUCAGAAACCAAUUUUACAGUAUCCUUUAGUUCACCACAAUCAUUGUUUGCUAAUGAUCUUAGAUAUUUAUCAAGCCAAUAUUUAGUUGACAGUAGUUUAAGUCAAGAUUUUAUUUCAAAAUCUUUCUUAGAAGACGAAAAAGAUUUAAAUAGUGACCAGCCAACACCAACACCAGUAUCAACAUCACCUCAUAUACACCAGAGCGAUAUUGAAAUUGAUCAAGUUAACUCAAAUCCUUCAAUGAUUGCAAUGCUAAAAAUUAUUGAUUUUUAUCAAAAUAAAUUUGUAAUACCAACUCAACAGGGUCUAUUUGCUCAACAAACACAACACAAAUUAACACCAUCAGAUAUGCCAAAGUGGAUGUAUGAAAUUUAUCAAAAACUUCAACAAGGUGUCCAUCCAAAUAUAGUUAUCUUUAUGAUAAAGAUUAUCAUUAAUAGACCAAGUUAUUUCGAAAGAUUCCACGAACUAUGGAUACCAAUUUUAAUGGAUUAUAUUGUAUCAGAAAAUAAUGGUGGCCAAGGGUUACACUAUUUUGUUCGUGAUGUUUGCUUUAUUUUAUUAAAAUGGCCAAAUAUUUAUAAGCUUGAUGAAGGCGAAAUAAGACCACCAACAUCAUUAGAAAACCAUCUAUCAAAAUUUAUGAACUUCUUAAUGAAGAAUACCUAUUGUCCAGACAGAAGAAUUUUAAAAAGCAAUUUAAAUAUAGUAAAAUCAUUCACAGAAAGAUGGAGAUCGUUAUUCCACAUCAAUAAAAACAUUAUCAUAGAAUUGCUUUUACAAAAAGGUGACUUCAAGAGUAAGAGUAGACAAAUGAAGACCACUGGUCUAGUGUUACUCUCCAUUUUACUUUCUAAUGGAUUCCCAGCAUAUGACAAAGAUUACGAUAGUGACCUUAUUAGCGAAUUUAAAUUUUAUCAAAUUUUAUUGGACCAUUUACAAGAUUUCAAAGAAUUAUAUGAUGCUGCAUCUGAAGUUUGUGGUAUGAUAUUAUUAUACAACUCAAAGAAUAACAUUCAGUCAGUAUUCUCUCAAUUAUUAAAAGAUAAAAUCAAUUCAAUUCUAGGUAAUAAUGAAACUCAAAGAGCAUUUAGUUGUUUAUAUUUCAUAGGGUUACACUAUCCACUAUUCCUUCAAAACUUCUAUGGAAAGAUUUUCAAUCUAUUACCACAAAUUUCAAACGAAACAAGAUUAAUUGUACUAAAUAUAGUGUUAUGGUGUGUUGAUGAUAUUCAAGAUCUCUACUUGAAACUAAAAUCAAAUAAUAUCGAAAACCUUAUUAGAAUUAGAGAAGGUGAAAUUCAAGUGGUAAUACUAAAGAUACUUUAUAAAUUAGUUCAAAAGAAUGGUACACCUGUGUCAACAAUAGGACAAAUUUUACAACUUUUAUUAUUAAACAAUUCUUUCACAUCAAAUAUAACAAGCGAAUAUAGCCGUUCUUUAUUCUAUGAUAUCGUCAUCUAUAUCUAUAAUAACUUUUCAGAAUUCCAAGAUGAUAAACAAUUAAUAUUAUCUUUAUUGAUUGGUUUAUCUGAUGAAGGUGAAUCAAUUAACAAAAAGCUAUUGGAGUUCUGGGAUAACAAUACCAAAACACUUUCAUCAAAUUCAAAUCAAAGAUUACAACAAUUCUUUACAAUUAUGUAUUCACCCGAAACAGAAUCCAAAUGGGUUGGAAAUAACUGCUGUCUUUUAUUACAACUUUGUAAUAGAUCAAGUGACUUUUGUAAAGUUUUGUUUGAUAAACCAUUAAGCGAAUGCUCAUUCAAAGAAGUUCAAUUAGACUCAUCAUGGCAACAUAGAACAUUAAAUAUGAAUCCAUUAUUUAGCUCUUCUCAAUAUGGAGUAGAUGGUGAAGAGGCUUCAAGUAAUCAAAUGGACAUAGAUGAAAUUAGAGCAACCCAAGCACCACAAUUUACAUUAACCCAAACAGCAUUUAGCGAAUUUUAUCCAUCAUCAAGUCAGGAGUCUUCCAAUGCAUCAUCACAACAAUCAUCGCAAUCAUCUAGAUCAAAUAAUAGUCAACAACAAAGAGUUUUAUAUAGAAAUCCAAAAUCAUUUGAAAAUAAUGAACUAAGAAAAAGAUUUAAAAAGAUUGAUGAUAAAGGAAGUGAUGAAAGGGUUGUUAAAUUUGCAAGAAUGCAAGUUAAAAAGAAUAUUGAUAGAGAAGCAUUCUUUGAAAAAUCAAAACAAGCUCGUGAAAACCAAAUAACAAUGAUUAGAAAAUACCGUACUGGUGAAUUACCAGAUAUUCAAAUUAAACUCCAAGAUAUUAUAAAACCACUUCAAAUAUUAUGCCAACGUGAUUCCAACAUUGGUGUUAAUAUUUUCAGUUUAUUAUUCUCCUCAAUAUAUAAUAAAACCCAACAAGAAAAUAUUAGAAGUUUCCAACAAAACAUCAAGAAAUCAAUCGAAUCAAUCGUAGACCAAUGUAAAUAUAAUUCAACAUUAGUUUCCUCAAUAUUAAGUAUAAGCGAAAAGAACUUAGAAUUUUCACCAGAGUUUUCAAAGAUAAAAGAUAUUGGUUUAAAUAGUAAUAAUCACCCUAUGGCAAUAAUAUUAAUUGAAAAGUUAAUAUUAAAGUUACAAUCUCAUAAACAACAAGAAAAAGAUAUUAAUAGUGGUUGGGAUAAUUUAAGAGAACUUUACAAAUCUUUAAAAGAAGAAGAUAUUAUUAUGGGUUUAACAGAGAAACAAAUGAGUGAUAUCCCAUUCACCAAGAAAGCAUUGGAAUUUGAAUUAAAAGGAGAUUGGGUAAAUGUGUUAAAAGUUUAUGAUGAAGCUACUUCGAAACUAGAACAGGGUCAAUUAAAUCAAUUCCAUUUAUCAGAAUCAGAAACCUCACUCUGGGAGAAUGGGCGUUUGGAAUGCUAUGCAAAACUUGGUAAUUGGAACGCUCUAAAAGAGAACUUUUAUUCAUACUAUAACGAUCCUAUAUCAGUAUUCAAAGAGAACAAUUGUGAUUUACUUUUAAGCUACCUCUUUGAAUUUAAUCUCAAGGUAAAAGAAAAUUGGAACCAACUAUAUCAAUUCAUUGGAAAAUUAGAACCACAUCAAUAUCAAUACCUUGAAGAUAAAUUCUCUGGUGAAUUAGCAUUCCUUGAAGUUACAAGAUCUGACCAUAAUAAAGCUGCAUAUUAUGUCUCUAAAUUUUAUCAAAACUUUAAACAACAAUGGUCAUCAUCACAUCCAUUAGCAAUUGCAUCAAGACAUAGAAUUUUACAGCCACUUCAAAAGAUUGUGGAGGUCGAAGAAUUUUUAAACUUAACAUCAAAUCAAAAUAUUUCAAAUAAUCAAUUAGAUCAUUUAUUAUCUCAAUGGAAAAAGAGAUUCCCUUCAAAACAAGAUGAUAUUAUGGUUUGGGAUGAUUUGGUUUUCUAUCGUUCUGUAUUAUUAGAAAAGAUUUAUGAACGUUUCUCAACAUUUUGUACAGACAAAUCAUCCGAAGAUCGUGUAAAGAGUAAACUAAUUCAAGAAAGAGCCAUUCUCUAUCAUAAAAUGUCUAAAGGAGCUAGAAAACUAGGUAAUAUUGUUGUUUCUGAAACUUAUUUCCGUCUUUCAGUAAAAUCUUAUCCAAAGACCAAAGAGAACGAUUUAGCUUUUCCAUUAGUUAGCUCACUAUUAGAUAUAUAUUGUAUAAAAGCAAGAACCUCAGCAUCACCAAUAGAGACUCUUGACAGAUUUGUUAAAGCUUUAAAGUUCAUUGAGUCUAAAAAGAAUGAAGAAUCAAUUGUAUCAAUUAAUGAAAAUUUACAAAAAUAUUUAAUGAUGCAUGGUGAUAUUUUCUGGGAUAUUUAUCAAUUAGAUAAAAAGCUAGGAUCAAAAUUUGUAAACGAAUCUUUUAAAAAAAAUGAAUUACCAUCUCAUUUAACUUCAAUACCAAUCAACAAAUUAAAAGAUGAACUAUUUAAUUUAACAUUUUCGUGCUAUAGCGAAUCAAUUAAAUUAAAUGAAAUUAAUAAAAAUAAACAAUCAAACCAAACAGGAUCAAGCCAACAAUUAUCAAGUCAAGUAAACAACCCCCAAUCAAAUAAUAACCCAUCCUCUCAAACAUCAGAAAUUAAUAAUUUUAAUUUAAUAGAAAAAACUAAAAUUAAAAGUGCCCAUCUUAAAUUUGCAAAUUUUUGUGAUAACAUAUUAAAAGAUAAAUUACAAUCGAACAAUGGCCAAAUUAAUGAAGAAACAUUAAACUUAGCACUAACUGUAAUUAAAUCAACAUUAGAAGCAAUUAGAGAAGAAUUACCUGGAUCAAUUGAUAAAUUCCCUAGACUUUUAGAAAUUUUAACACAAUUUGAACAAUACCAACAAGUUAAUAAAGAAUUUACAGAACAUGUUUCAAAUAUACCCUGUUGGAUGUUUAUUAGAUGGAUUAGUCAAAUGUUCCCAUAUUUAGAUUUACCACAAGGUCCACUUAUUUUACCACUCCUUUUAGAUAUUGCUAAAUAUUACCCACAAGCUAUUUAUUUCCCUUACAAAAUUAGUAGUGAACAAUUUGGCCCAAUGGCUAAAAAACUAUCAGUACAAUUAGAAAAAGAGUUAAGCGAUCCACUUUUAGAUCGUUUAGUAAUUGAAUUUGCUCGUCUUACCCAUCCAGAACAUCGUUUCAAAGAUUUUAUGGAAGAAAUGAAAUCAUUAAUCAAAUCUCCAACUAAAGAUAUAUCAGCAAUUUCAAUUUUAAACUCUGAAAUAUAUGACGAUUCAUUUAAUCCAAAAACAGUUAGCGGUGAUUACAACAUUAAAUUUGCAAAAGAAUGGGAAGAUAAGUAUUUAAAAUAUUAUGGUAAAGAUGCUACAAUACUUUCAAGAAUGGAUCAAAAGAAAUUCUUAGAGCAUUUUGCUGAAAUGUCUAGUGAAAUGAAUAAAAAUAUGAGACCAACUUCAACAGCAACAAUGAAAUUAAAAGAUUUUAGCUAUUGGUUAACAGAGUUUGAUCGUUCAAAUUACCCAACAUCAAAGCAACUUGAAAUACCAGGACAAUAUAAUGGAUUUGGCAAACCACAACCUGAAACCCAUGUUACAAUUUCAUCAUUCGAUAGCAAUAUCUUAGUUAUGGGUUCAUUACGUAAACCAAAACGUAUCAAGAUUCAUGGUAAUGACGAAAGGGACUACCCAUUCCUUAUUAAAGGUGGUGAAGAUUUACGUUUAGAUCAAAGAAUUCAACAGCUCUUUAUGAUUAUGAACGAAAUAUUAAAACGUGAUAAUUCAUGCAAUAAACGUGGUCUUAAAGUUACAACAUAUCAAGUUAUACCAAUGACUAGCAAGGUUGGUAUUAUCGAAUGGAUUAAUGAUACCAGACCACUAAGAGAAAUUUUGGAAGAUCAAAUAGCAAUUCAAACCAAAACACCCCGUUCAAAUGUUUCAAUUUCAAAAUUAGAAGCAACAAAUAUUCAUAAUACUUGGAUCCAAUCAUUUGCAAAAUACUCUAAAAUCAAUUCACCAGGUCCACUUUAUCAACAAAUGUUUAUACAUGCAAAUAGAGAUAAUGCAGUAAAGAAAUUUGAGAAACAAAUUGCAAAGGUACCUGAAAACCUUUUACAAAAUGGUAUUUGGGCAUUAUCAUCAUCACCAGAGUCCUAUCUAUUCAUUAGAAACUCAUUUGCACGUUCAUUGGCAACAUUCUCAGUUUGUUCAUAUGUAAUUGGUAUUGGUGAUCGUCAUUUAGAAAACUUUUUAAUUAGUCAGCGUGAUGGUACUUUAAUUGGUAUUGAUUUUGGUCAUGCAUUUGGUACAGCUACACAAUUCCUUCCAAUUCCUGAAUUGAUGCCAUUCCGUUUAACCCGUCAAUUUACUAGCUUCCUUAGACCAUUAGAUUCUGUUGGUCUUUUAAAUCAUAAUAUGACCUAUUCUCUUUCCGCACUUCAAUCACAUAAAGAUAUCCUUUUAACAACUAUGGAUGUUUUCGUUAAAGAACCACUAUUAGAUUGGAGCAAAUUGGCAAAUCGUCUCGUUAAAGAACAGGGUAAGCAUCCAAAAGAUACAAAAAAUGUUUGGUUCCCAAAACAAAAGAUUCAUAUUGCAAAAAAGAAAUUAGAUCUUUACAAUCCAGCAUAUAUUACUUUAGAGGAACUAUCAGCCUCAGUUCAUUCCAAUUCUCCCUAUGAAAAAAAUCUCCAAGAAAUUAUUAAAGGUGAUCCAAAAUACAACAUCCGUUCAAAAGUUAAUAAAAUUUGCUCUUCUGUUAAAGAACAAGUUGAUUGUUUAAUUGAUCAGUCAACUGAUCCAAAUAUAUUAAGUAGAGCAUGGAUUGGCUGGAAUGGAGCUUUAUAA
Messenger RNA from Dictyostelium purpureum, 12507 nucleotides. RefSeq names its product DNA-dependent protein kinase subunit. The transcript is spliced from 5 exons. Bases 1 to 12507 code for a protein of 4168 amino acids. The record is from RefSeq and is a predicted model, not a curated record. Gene Ontology annotation, biological process: telomere maintenance; double-strand break repair via nonhomologous end joining. NCBI's taxonomy places the organism in Eukaryota, Evosea, Eumycetozoa, Dictyosteliales, Dictyosteliaceae. Gene Ontology annotation, cellular component: nucleus. Gene Ontology annotation, molecular function: protein binding; DNA-dependent protein kinase activity.